UAUGAAGACCAUGUCCGUCGACAAUUACUCUUCUCACGAGCUCUAUUCCGGAUCUUCGAUACCUCUUCUGCUGUGCAGUCAUGCUUGGCAACGAUGCGGGCCGCCGUGACCUGCACUCGAGAUAUGGAAUUUACUAGACGUGCUUCUUCCGUAUCCGUAUCCUGCUCAAGCUAUGGUCGCCUGCGGUAGUCAAUCCUGCAUGUUAUUUCUCCGCGGCUCCACCCACUCGCGCUGCGACGCUUCAGGCUCGGAUGGUAGACCGCGUAUAAAGACUGCUCUCCAUCGCCUACUCAAUCCUCAGCUCGUUCUCCAACACUUCUGCACUCCAACAAGUCUCCCACACGCACUCCUCUCAUAAUGAUCCUCGCCUCCACCGUCUUCAUCGCCCUCACCGCGCUCAACGCGGCUGCGAAGCCCACCACUCGCGCUGCCUCCUGCACCUUCCCCGACCCGCCCUCCACGAGCUCGCUCUCCGAGCCCAUGACGGUCACGGGUGACUUUGACGGUGGCAACGUCCGCUUCGAUCGCGGGACGUCGUGCACGGGGCAGGCCGAGGGCGGCGACAGUGACGCGGUGUUCCUCCUCGAGGAGGGCGCGAGCCUAUCGAACGUGGUUAUUGGCGCAGACCAGGCGGAGGGCGUGCACUGUUUGGGCUCCUGCACCCUCACGAAUGUGUGGUUUGAGGCGGUUUGUGAGGACGCCAUCACCAUCAAGCAGGACAGCGGCACCUCGACCAUCACUGGCGGUGGUGCUAAGGGCGCGGACGACAAGGUCGUGCAGCACAACGGCGGUGGUACGGUCGUCAUCGACAGCUUCUGCGUCCAGGACUUUGGCAAGCUCUACCGGUCGUGCGGGAACUGCGACGACAUGUACGAGCGUCACGUCGAGAUAAGCAACAUCAUCGCCUCAGACGGGUCCUCGCUCGCCGGCAUCAACAGCAACUACGGCGACACUGCGAAGAUUGACGUCGCGUCCUCCCAGAUCGACGACGUGGACUCGAUCUGCGACACGUACGAGGGCAACGACAACGGAGACGAGCCUGAGAAGCUCACCUCCAACGAGUCGAACGAGUACUGCCAGUUCUGAGCGCCUCGUAUCACCACAGCGCUGGAUGGUCCCCUUGGCGCCGUCGGAAUUCAUCGCCUUCGCCUCACUAGGGUCUCCGGAACAGGCCAGCGCUCAGUUCCGAAAAACACAUACACGGUCGACUGAUUGGGUUCAGAGGUCGUCUUCCUUUCUUUCCCUUGUGAAUUAGUGGCACAUGUGUUCCGUAAAUCUUCUCUGUAGCUUCGUUGUGUUAGCCAUCUUCUGUUGUAUACCAUGC
Schizophyllum commune H4-8 is the source of this 1324-nucleotide messenger RNA. RefSeq names its product polysaccharide lyase family 3 protein. Bases 358 to 1086 code for a protein of 242 amino acids. The transcript is spliced from 5 exons. Gene Ontology annotation, biological process: pectin catabolic process. Gene Ontology annotation, molecular function: pectate lyase activity. The record is from RefSeq and is a predicted model, not a curated record. NCBI's taxonomy places the organism in Eukaryota, Fungi, Basidiomycota, Agaricomycetes, Agaricales, Schizophyllaceae. Gene Ontology annotation, cellular component: extracellular region.